AUGCUUGAAUCGCAUCACUCACUAGUCGUCAAGGCGUUGCAGAAACUCUACAAACUCUGCUUGAAUAAGGAUGGAUUCCCUGGAGAGCCUCUUCCCGAAGCUUCUGAUGGAUACCCCCUGACGCACGCUAUCUUGGACCGUUUGGGACUGAUCAAGCAAGCUGAGGAAAACCCUGAAGACAGCAACGAAGACUCAGAAGAUCUACAGUAUCUGCGCUUGUUGUCCACUUCGGCUGAAUGCAGCGCAACGACAGACCCCUCUCCAGAACCAGCUACUCCCCCCGAGCCCUCGUCGAGCAACUGCAGUCCCGUCGACCUCUCCCCUGUAGGGGCUGAUUGGAAGUGGAACUUUCCUUCGAUUCAAACUGUCCGUUCAGAGCAGUAUCACAGCUAUCCAAACCAGGAUUUCUCUGGGCUGGCGCUGGCUCGGUCCAACAAUCUCGCUGAUGAUACUGCAUGUCUGGGCACAGCAACAACUGUGCUCGGCCAUAACCAUCCGUACCUUUACUAUCUAGAUACUUGUAACGCAGAUGCGAAGGAGUCGCUUGGCUCUCGCGUGACUGCCGGGCCUGGUUUUCAACAGCCUGCAUCCGCUGCCGAGAUGCCUGUUAAUAUGCUUGGGGGCUUCGAUGACCACCUGCAAGAGCAACAGUCUCUUCAUCCGCCUCUUCUCCCAGGCUGGUCCUAUCCACACGAUUAG
Aspergillus thermomutatus is the source of this 699-nucleotide messenger RNA. RefSeq lists its product as uncharacterized. NCBI's taxonomy places the organism in Eukaryota, Fungi, Ascomycota, Eurotiomycetes, Eurotiales, Aspergillaceae. The coding region runs from base 1 to 699 and encodes 232 amino acids. The record is from RefSeq and is a predicted model, not a curated record. The transcript has a single exon.